Leishmania mexicana MHOM/GT/2001/U1103 is the source of this 2679-nucleotide messenger RNA. RefSeq lists its product as hypothetical. Bases 1 to 2679 code for a protein of 892 amino acids. The record is from RefSeq and is a predicted model, not a curated record. Lineage: Eukaryota; Euglenozoa; Kinetoplastea; Trypanosomatida; Trypanosomatidae. The transcript has a single exon.
AUGCUGGGGAUGCCGGUGUCCAAGUCCAACAGCGGCGAUGCGGGCCGUGGCGACUACGAGUACGGCGAGUACGAUGGGGUGAUGAACGUGGAGGCGAUUCUGCACACGACAGGCAGCGUGUCGCCCAACCCGACCGGCAGCCCCACCGUGGCCGACAAUGACAUUGGCGUGUACGGGAACUACAUGAGCAUUCAAGGCGAUAACCGCAAUGGCGGCAUCCCUACUCCGCUUGGUCGCGGAGCGCCUCGCAAGCCAACCCGCGUGAGUGUGAGCCCUGCCGGCAACGGCGAUAACCAGUCUGCCAUGCCGUCCUCGGCAGCCACAACGCCAGGCUUCCACGGAGCAGUGGUCGGCAGCAGCUCUGACGAGGCUGCCGCCCCGACCGCGGCGCGCCGUGCGAACGGGGUGUACACGUCGGCCGAGGCGGACACACACGACGCUAGCGCCUUCUCCACCCGCCAGGGCACGCGAAAACCGAUGCACACAGACGACGUAGUGCAUCUUCCCGCGAUCGGCAACCAGCAGCAGGUGCGCAAGAAGGCAAGCGAGGCCUUCCCUACUCGCGCGCGGGCGGCUGCGUCAGCCCUGGAUCCCUCAAAUGUGGCCACCUCAACGACCAGCAGCAACGGCACCACCCGAGCUGCAGGGACCGGCGCCAAGUCGGUGACCAGCGCUGAAAACCUUGAGGCUCUCCAGGCCCCUAGCGACAGCUGCGGCGCCGCCUCAAGCAACCAAUACACCCCGUCUGCCAUGGCAGGCAAGCAUAAGCCACCAUACCAUGCACCGCCACUCUCGCCGUUGACAGUGAAGGGUCGUCACAACAGCACUGACGCCAACGGCACCAGUGCAGCAGGCAGUGCUAAGAUUGGUAACAGCGUUGGCGCCAGUCUCCAAGAGGUCGGUACGCGGCAUCGGUCAGCCACAGACGGCACUGUGAAACGUGGUGAGUCUGUGGGAACGGAUGACAACGGCUACAUGAACGGUCACUGCGGCAGGGUGGCGACGCACAACACAACGGGCAGCAGCAGAAAAGUUGUGACCGUCUCCAAGACGAACGGGUGGGUAAAGGAAGAGGCACGCCGGCUCGACCACCGCGCCUCUGCCUUGUGCAACACGGCAACCUCGCCCAGGGGUGAUCCGCAGGCUUUUGAGGACGCUAUCAGCGGCCUAAAGUCGCGCACCAUCACCCACCAGGUCGCCUCACAGUUCCCACGGGAGCGCAUGAAGGAGAAGUCGAGUAAAAGCAGCAUCAGCGCCAAGAGCCCAUCUGCCGACGGCAGAGAUUCGGCACUGGGCCACAACGGCAACGAUGAUGCCAACACGCACACGAAGGUGAACACUUCACCAGUGCCGGUGACCCCCAAGGCAUACGUGUGGGCUGGGGACUACGAGAUGGCCAGCACCCCCGGCGUCGGCUCAACGAACUUCAACGUUGUGCCGAUGCCCAAAGUCAGUCCGCGCCUCUUCGCAGGCGGACUCAAACCUUCGACAGCGGUGGACAGCAAUAGCCGUAGCGGUACCACGUCCCCUCUGCAGGCCGCUGCGCAGAUCGUCCACCCUCUCUCGGCAGAAGCCGUGGCGACCGCCUCUGGCAACGGCGUCACGUCCCCGACAGAGUCCGCCAUCACGCCGCUGCGGAAGGUGUUCACGCGGCCGCAGAAGCCAGCAUCGAACAACAGCGGAGUAGCAGCGCAGAGCACGUGCCCGAUCCCUCACGUGCCGCUCACGAAUCCUCCGGCGUCCACCGCUACCUCUAGCCGCUCCAACAACGCGGCCCAGAGCGCGGCUGCGUCGGCGUCUCCGGCACUGUCAAAGACGGCAUUGACGUCUGGCCAUGCAGUGGCAGCCGCGAAGGGUGACAAGUCGCCGUCUGCCCUACACACGCCGACCUUGUCGCAUCGGCGAAUCAUGAACGCCAUUGACACCAACCAGCACUCCCACGUCCACUACCCGGGCGCAGUUGAGCAGACCUCCCCCACCUACGCCUCGAGCCGUGUGGCAGCACACGACCAAGCAGGCGAUUCUGGGAUGGACUUGCCGUACUCGGAGGAGCGCCGCGCAGCGUUGGAAGCAUGGGCAGACGUAUUGGUGUUAAGCAUCACCAUUCGAGGCCAGAACCUGACGCCGACCCAGAGAGCACGCGAGAUGGCGAAGACGCGCGCACGCCCCGCUGAUGCGCGGCAGAUGUACGCCUCUGUGAAUGGGCAGGGUCGUCAAGAGGUGGCAGGCGAGCCGUGCGAUUUGAACUACGACGUGCACAACGUUAUCGUGCAGCUGCGCCACCGCAACAGGCCUCUGACGAUGAACUACCCGCCUCGUUUGCCUCUCGAGGCGGACAUGCGGCCACGCAUGCGCCGCCAGCGCACACCCCGCAGCUUCUAUGGGAAUCGCAUGCCGCACGUCGGGGACGCGUGGUUCAAGGACGCGCUGAACGACGCCCGCAUGGUCGAAUCGCCCGACAUCGAGUCCAUGGAGAAGCGUGAAGAGGCAGAGUUCAUCCGCAACGGAGGUGACCCGGCAACCCGGCGCAACCGCUACGGGCAGGCGAACAACGCGUAUGGUCACCAGCAACAAUACCAAACGUCACCUCAGCACGGCGGCGGUGGCGGUGCUGAGGUGGAGGCCGACAUUGAUGCUAUAAACCGAAACAAGGUGCGCAUGGAGCAGCCGGCGUCGUAG